AUCACGGUGCAGUGCUCUUAUUUUCUGCUGGCUUGCCCCAUUACCACGGAAAGCAAUGAGCUAAACUGAAACAUGCAUUUUGGAGCUGCCUUACUAAAACUGAUAUGUGACUCGUAUUAAUACCAACAUAACAUGCAAAACAGGCAAGUCCAAACAUUUUAAUUAUGGUGCUCAAAAAGCCCCACCUGUCCUGAAUGACGGGUCGCCACUGCGGAGGCUACAUGCUGUGUGAUCUUCCCACUCACUGAAGCUUGCCUUCCUAUCUGGAAGAUUAUCCGCUGAAAGCAUGGCAGAGAAGGUCCAGCAUUGAUGGUAGACGUCCCAAUAUGUCCAUGUCCAGAAUUGCGCUGGUGGGGAAGACUGGCUCUGGGAAGAGUUCAUCAGCCAACACAAUCCUGGGGAGAGAUGCCUUCAGAUCAGCUGUCAGUGGGUCCUCUGUCACCAGAGAAUGUUCUAAAGAGACAGGGGAGGUGGGGGACCGAGAGGUCACCAUAGUGGACACACCUGGCCUGUUCGAUACUUCUCUCUCUGAGGAGACAGUAAAGAGAGAGAUAGCUAAAUGUGUCAACAUGUCAGCACCAGGUCCACACGCCAUCAUAGUUGUGAUUAAAGUAGGUACCUUCACAGAGGAGGAGAGAAGUGCAGUGAAAAAGGUUGAGGAGAUAUUUGGGAAAGAUGCUAAAAAAUACACCAUGAUCCUUUUCACCCAUGGAGACAAAGUUAAAGGGGGCAUUGAAAAAUGUGUGGAGGAAGCUGGUGAAGAUCUCAAACUGAUUUUGAAUACAUUCGGGAAUAGGUACCACAUCUUCAAUAACAUGAAAACAAAUGACCGUACCCAAGUCUGUGAGCUGUUUGAAAAGAUUGAUGGCAUGGUGGCUAACAACAAUGGGGCCUUCUACUCGAACUACACAUACCAAAGAGUUUCCAAAAUGCUUGAGGAGAGAGAGUCAAAGCUCAAGGAGGUAUAUGAGAAGAAACUGCAAGAAGAAGUUGAGGCACUUCAAUCAAAAUAUGAUGAAGCUCUGUGUGCACUGCUGGCAGAAAACCUGACUCUAAAAGGGGCUGAAAAGGAGGGCAGAAACAGACAGCGUGAGAGAACUCUGAAGAGAAGGGACAAUCACAUUCAAGAGACAAAGAGAUUUUAUGAUGGUUUAAAGAAGAGAACGCGAUAUGUUGUAGAGCAAGUGCCAGACACGGAGGACUUUGAUGACAUUGUUGGGCAAUACCCAGAGACCCUGUCCUUAAAAUGGAACUAACUACUGUAUAGGCCAAGUAGUGGUAAUUUGCAGUGAAUGCACAAUUGAUGCGCUGGUAAACUACUUUGUAGCACAACGUGAUGAUAGGGCCGACUGUAAAUUUGAAUGAUCUUUAAAUAAUAGCAGAAUCACAAAUGAUAUGUGUACAUUUGGUAGGCAUGUUUCUCAUUUUUCUAAAGCAAAUGGCAAUUCUGUAACCUAAGUCUAAGAAAAAAUCAUUGUUGCCUUGUUGAUACAUUUUUAUAAAAUGUUAUAAUCCAAGUGUUGUCUAUUUUUUUGGUCACCAUUAAAACGUAUUUGAUGUGC
Oncorhynchus tshawytscha (Chinook salmon) is the source of this 1562-nucleotide messenger RNA. RefSeq names its product GTPase IMAP family member 9. The record is from RefSeq and is a predicted model, not a curated record. Lineage: Eukaryota; Metazoa; Chordata; Actinopteri; Salmoniformes; Salmonidae. Bases 327 to 1256 code for a protein of 309 amino acids. The transcript is spliced from 3 exons. Gene Ontology annotation, molecular function: GTP binding.